GCGACGGCCCAGCCGGCAGGCGGCAGACAUGUGGAGCGCGCUCGUCGCCCGCAUCUGGCGCGGCAGCAGCUGCCAGCAGCAACAGCAGCAGUCGCAGACGUCGCUUCACGGCAAUGGCUCCGUGCUCAACUGCGAACAGCAUGCGGCGACAGAGGUCAGCGCCGAGCAGGUGUCGGCUUUCCUGCGGACGCACUCGGACUUCCUGGAGCGCUACGUGCUGGAGGAGGUGGAGCUGGAGCAGCUGGAACGCUGGAUGAUCCGCAGCACGCAGCGCGCCAAGGCGCGGGCCGACCCCUCCAACCAGGCCAGUAAAAACGGGAGGAAGACCAGUCUCUCACGAUGGAAGUUCUGCGUGCACGCGGACAAGCGGCAGAUGCUGCAGGAGCUGACGCGGUCGCUGCAGCAGCGGCCCACCAAGGGCCACGUGCUGUGGGAGUUGGCCGGCUGCAUCUGCUCCGCCGUGGGCGCCGACGGCUACCGCCUCUACCUGGCAGACCGCGGCGACCCUGACCUGCUGGGCCUCUACCUGGGACAGGACGACAGGAGCGAGAGCGGCGAGCCCAAGGUGCAGCGGCUGGCGGCGGGCCCCGCGGCGCCGACGUUCGUGGCCAAGGCCAGGGAGCCGCUGCGGCUGUCGCGCGGCGAGCACGACCCGCGCUUCCCCGACGGCUUCCCCCUCAAGGGCCAGAACGACGUGGGCCACGUGCUGUACCAGCCCGUGCUGCAGCCGGACGGGCAGCUGGUGGCCGUGCUGGAGAUGUGGCGCUCACUGCCGGGGCUCGCCUUCCACGAGGAGGACGAGGAGAUCGCCUCCAGCUACCUGGUCUGGGGCGGCAUCGCGCUCCACUACGCACAGCUCUACCUCUCCAUGAACAAGCAGCGCAAGCUCAACGACUUCCUGCUCGCCGUCGUCAAGUCCAUCUUCCAGGACAUGGUGAGCAUGGACGCGCUGGUGAUGAAGAUCAUGAACUUCGCGCAGCGCCUGGUGGACGCGGACCGCGCCUCGCUCUUCCUGGUGGACAGCAAGAGCAAGGAGCUGUACGCGCGCAUCUUCGACGUCGGCGUCUCCAGCGGCGACGAGGACGGCGACAGCAACCUCUCCGACUCGGGCGACUCCGUGCUCAAACCGCCGGCGUCCAAGGAGAUCAGGUUCCCCGUGGGCACGGGCAUUGCGGGCCAAGUGGCGCUCACGGGGGAGGUGCUCAACAUCGCCGACGCCUACUCGGACCCGCGCUUCAACCGCACCGUCGACCAGAUCACCGGCUACCACACGCGCUCCAUCCUCUGCAUGCCCAUCUUCAUCCGCGGCAACAUCAUCGGCGUCGUCCAGAUGGUCAACAAGCACACCGGAACCUUCACCAAGGAGGACGAGGAGGCGUUCGAGAUGUUCGCCGUGUACUGCGGGCUGGCGCUGCACCACGCCAAGCUGUACGACAAGAUCGCGCGCUCCGAGCAGAAGUACCGCGUGGCGCUCGAGGUGCUGAGCUACCACAACACGUGCGGCGAGGCCGAGGUGCAGCAGGUGCGCGAGCGCGGCAUCCCGGACGCCAUGCCCGGCGUCGACGAUUAUUAUUUCAACGUGUUCAAGCUGGAUGACUACGAGAAGGCGCGCCACGCUAUAUUCAUGUUCAAAGACCUGUUCGGGCUGUCUUCGUUCGAUUGCGAUAGUCUCAUCAGAUUCACGUUGACCGUCCGGAAGAAUUAUCGCCGUGUGCCCUACCACAAUUGGACUCACGGUUUCUCCGUCGCAAACUCAAUGUACUCCAUCAUGAAGCACUCGAGGGCUGCCUUCAAGCACAACGAGUGUCUCGCCUUGUACAUUGCUUCGCUGUGCCAUGACUUGGAUCAUCGUGGGAAAAAUAACAAGUUUAUGUUGGACACAGAAUCGCCGUUAGCUGCCAUCUACAGCACGUCCACCAUGGAACAUCAUCAUUUUAAUCAAACAGUUACCAUUCUGCAGCAGAAAGGCCACAAUAUAUUCUGCAAGCUGUCCAACAGUGAUUACAAGCAAGUGUUGAGCCUCAUGAAGCACUGCAUACUUGCAACAGAUCUCGCUGUCUUCUUCCCUAACAGAACAAGGCUAUCGGAAAUUGUAGCCGAUCAGACAUUUUCUUGGACCAAUAUGGAGCACAGGUUACUACUGCAGGCCAUUGCUAUGACGGCUAGCGACCUCUCAGCUAGUGCGAAGCCGUGGGAUCUACAAGUGGAGACUGUUAAAGUCAUUUUCGAGGAGUUUUAUGAGCAGGGCGAUGCUGAGAAGUUGGCGGGCCAAAUGCCCGCCCCUCUCAUGGAUCGCGACAAGAAAUGUGACCUUGCAGAAAUUCAGGUGGGAUUCCUGACCAGCAUCUGUAUACCAUGCUACUCCUUAUUGCACCAACUGAUACCAGAGACGAAACCUUUACUUGACCAAUGUCACGCCAAUUUGGCAAGAUGGCGAAAGAUUGAUGAAGAGGAUAAAUUACGUCGGGCGAAAGGUCUUCUGCAGCCAGUAAAUGAUAUUCUUCAAGGGCUCGCUUCUCAGGCAGCACCACCACCCCUUGCAAAUGACGAAAUGACGACCAGAAAUAGCGAUACUACCAACAAUACCUGAAGUGUAUGAUGAGUGGAAUACUGUAUGACACCCAUCAGAUGAGUCAUGAACAACAAACAAAAAUACUAAAGAAACAUCUUCAUCUUUCCAUGGUAAAUAAACUGUAAGAUGUCCUGAAUGUGGGCUUGAAUCUAUAAUUUUCUUU
Schistocerca piceifrons (Central American locust) is the source of this 2735-nucleotide messenger RNA. Its product is annotated as probable 3',5'-cyclic phosphodiesterase pde-5. Gene Ontology annotation, biological process: negative regulation of receptor guanylyl cyclase signaling pathway; signal transduction. Gene Ontology annotation, molecular function: protein binding; 3',5'-cGMP-stimulated cyclic-nucleotide phosphodiesterase activity. Lineage: Eukaryota; Metazoa; Arthropoda; Insecta; Orthoptera; Acrididae. The record is from RefSeq and is a predicted model, not a curated record. The transcript has 16 exons. Bases 29 to 2590 code for a protein of 853 amino acids.